Molecule: messenger RNA, 462 nt
Organism: Striga asiatica
Lineage: Eukaryota; Viridiplantae; Streptophyta; Magnoliopsida; Lamiales; Orobanchaceae
Source: the annotation of a GenBank genome assembly
AUGCCCAUGAAAGAAAAAGUCAUGAACAGCAAAAACAUGAAUAAUUUUGCAGAACAAGAAGAUAAUUUUGAUGGUCUUUCCGGUGGCGGCGGCAAGAGGUGUUCCGGUGGCGACGCCGGAAGUUCGGUGAAGAAGUGUCAAGUGGAGAGGUGCUUGACUGAUCCGAAUGAGGCCAAGAUUUACCAUCAGCGGCACAGAGUAUGCGAGCUCCACGCCAAGGCUCAGGUGGUGCCGCGGUGGUGGUCGCCGGAAUCCGGCAGAGGUUCUGCCAGCAAUGCAGCAGGUUUUUUUUUAUUUCACGAGCUCUCAGAGUUCGACGAAGCCAAAAGAAGCUGCCGGAGGCGGUUGGCCGGCCACAAUGAAAGGAGGAGAAAGAAUUUUUCCGACGAGAACAAUAUUUCUCGAGCAACAAAAGGCUCGGCCACCAAGAAAAUGCAGAUUACUAAAAGCUUCAUUUUAUGA